Cooperia oncophora is the source of this 531-nucleotide messenger RNA. NCBI's taxonomy places the organism in Eukaryota, Metazoa, Nematoda, Chromadorea, Rhabditida, Trichostrongylidae. The record is from the annotation of a GenBank genome assembly.
AUGGGUGUGGCGAUUCUCAAAAGUAAAUCAAACAACCUUCUCAAUAUUAAACAACGGUCGUAUUCGACGAGUGAAGAGUCCAUCUCAUCCGCUUCCUCUGAUAAACGUUUGAACAAGAAACCAAUCAUUGAUGUUUGGUGGCUCAGCGACGACGGUGGACUAACCCUUCUCGUUCCGUAUCUUCUCACUCAACAAGGGAGCCGUCUCAAGGUCAUGGAGCCUAAUCUUCGUGUAUUCACUGUCGCCCCAGAGGGCGUUUCUGUCACAGCGGAAGAGGAACGAAUGGCUGCACUGUUAGAGAAAUUCCGUAUCCACUACAGUUACCUUCACGUCGUUCCAGCUUUAACAGAACCAAAUCAAGAAAUAAUUGAGAAGUUCUUCAAGAUGUUGGAGCCGUUCUUAGGUGAAAACAAAGAAGGACAGAUUUCUGAAGAAGAAUUGACUCGAAUGCACAACAGAAUUGUCAGACAUAUUCAAACAGGGAUUCUAUUGCGGAGUUUUUCUUGCAAUGCAGAUUUAGUGGUGGUGUAA